AGGCUAAUAUGUGCAUCAAUCCAGCGGAUUAUAACAACACCAUUGAUUUCCCGAACGCCGACAACAUCACAUGUCACUUCGCAUCGGAAUUGCAAACGGAUUGCAUAUACAAAAAUGCCACCUUCUGGCUAUUUGUGGUCUUCAUGUGUCUCGGCACCAUUGGUUUCAAUGUGGUCAAUUCGAUAUCGGAUGCGAUUUGCUUCGAUAUGCUUGGUGAAUCAGGGGAGGGUAAAUAUGGUGCACAGCGUGUUUGGGGCACAAUCGGUUUUGGUUCUACUGCGCUGCUGGCCGGUAUUGCGGUGAACCUUUGGACCACGGAUGCGCUAAAAAGUUUCACACCCGCACUGAUUGUGAUGAUGAUCUUCAGCGGUUUCGAUUUGCUAAGCGUUUCAAAGUUGAAACUUCCAAAACUCUCGUCAUCAGAGUCCAUAUUCAAGGAUGUCUGGAAAUUGAUGAGCCAUCCAGCUAUUGCUGUGUUCCUGGUUUUCGCUACCAUUGCCGGCAUAAUCGAUUCAUUCAUCAUUUACUACAUGUUCUGGCAUGUCGAAGAGGUGGCUGCCGAAACGGGCUUUAUGUCGCAGAUUAAGUUAAUUGAAGGUUGUGUUGUUGCCGCCGAGUGCCUUGCUGGCGAAGUGCCAUUCUUUUUCUACAGCGGGAAGAUUAUCAAAAAACUCGGCUACGUACAUUGUAUGACUAUGUGCUUCUUCUUUUACGCCAUGCGUCUCGCGUUAAUCGCUUGGAUACCAAACCCUUGGUACUUAGUUGGUGUGGAAUUGUUUUUCCAAGGCAGCACCUAUGCGUUGUGCUACACGUGUAUUGUAGCUUACGCGUCAGCUGUGGCACCACCGGGAACUUCCGCCACCGUUCAGGGUCUAAUGGCUGGCGUAGAUGAUGGUUUGGGGUUCUCCAUUGGUUCGCUGGUGGGUGGUCUGGUCCUCAAACAUUUCGGUGGUCGUCGUAGUUUCUUCUACUUUGCAAUAUUCGCAUUUACGGCAUGUGUGCUCCACAUGUUGGUACGGCCGCGUUCACGCAAACGCCAAUAUCUGCCGAAGAGUGGCUAUCAAGUGCCCAACGAGCAGAUGACACUCGGUACUGUGGCUGUAGAGGGAGAAAUUAAAGCGUGAUCAAGCAUAAGACUGGAAAUAUAUUACAUUAGAUUUGUUAUUUGUGACGUUUGAUAGUUGCACCUUUACAAUUUUAUUUGUAUAGUUUUUGAAUUUUGUAUUAUAAUGACAAUUUUAUGUACAGUUGGAUAGGGUAAAAAUGUGAAGUUGUUUAUUUGUACAUUUAUAUAUAAAUACGAUAUCGUAUAGGUAGAUUUUAUUAAAGAAAUAUUUUAUAACCGGAA
This is a messenger RNA of Bactrocera oleae (olive fruit fly), 1348 nucleotides long. NCBI's taxonomy places the organism in Eukaryota, Metazoa, Arthropoda, Insecta, Diptera, Tephritidae. The record is from RefSeq and is a predicted model, not a curated record.